GGCGGGAGGGAACGUGGGCGUCUCCACGGCAACCCCGCCCAGGUGGGCCGCGGCCCAGCUGGGGGCGUGGCCGGAUGUGACGCGAGGAGGCGGGGCUGCCGGACGCCGGGGUCCUCGCCCAGGCCACCGCCGGAGAAACGCGAUUGGCCGAGGAAGAAAUGGAAGGCGGAGAUUCAGCCGAUGGGGAGGCAGCGCUCAGGGGAGCAGCCAAUGGGGCUGCGGAGGAGCCGGCCAAUGGGCAGCGAGCGCCCGGAGGUUUGCCAAAUGAGGAGGGAGGGAGGCCGGUACCAGCCAGUGAAGAGCUCGGGGGAGCCUGCGCAGUGGGGGAGUCAUCCAAUGGGGUCGCACUGCUGCUGGGCUUGUCCGAGGAGCAGCCCAGCUCAGCCAAUGAGCAGCUAGGGGGGAGCCAAGCGCCCGGGGGCUCAGCCAAUGAGGAGAGAGGAGGCCUGCACAGCCCAGCCAGUGAAGAGGCAGGGCCCCAAGACCCAACCAAUGAGACCACGGGACACCAGGGCCCAGCCAAUGAGCUUACCGGGCUACAGGGUGCAGCCAAUGAGAAGGCAGAGCCGCACAACCUGAACAAUGAGGCCAAAGGGCUGCAGCACCUGACCAAUGAGGAUGCAGUGCCGCAAGCCCCAACCAAUCAGGACCCCGUCCCACGCAUCCCAGCCAAUAAGGACACAGGACCUGAAGCCCCAACCAAUGAGGAUGCUGGCCUCCGAGCCCCAACCAAUGAGAGGGCGGGAAGCCAGGAUCCAGCUGACGCCCUCCGGGCUCCACCCGAUGGGGUGUCGCCCCGCCGGGCGUCACCAUCCCGCGAGCACGUGCCCCUCCCGGCCCCGCCCGAUGGGGCGGGGGAUCCCUGGGACUGGUCACGCGAGGAGGUGUGGCUGCGGGCACCCGAGGAGGGGGGGGAGGAGGAAGAGGAGGAGGGGUGGGGGCAGCUGGAGGAGGAGGACAACGACGACGGCGAGGAGGGGGAGGGGGAGGAGGAAGACCCCUGGGCGGGGGCCGGGCCCCCCCCGGGCUGGUGGCUCAGCCCUGACGCCGCCUUUGCCAAACGGGUGCUGCGGCGCGGCCGGGGGCUGGGUCGCCCUGGUCCCGGCUCCCGCUGCCGCGUGCGGCUGGAGACCCCCCCCGGGGCGGGAGUGGCGGCAGGGUGGGGGGCGGUGGCGGCAGGGGCAGGGGGCGGCCGGUGGCAGACCCUGCGGCUGGGGGAUGGCGAGGGGCGGUGGGCGGCGGCGCUGGACGCCUGCCUGGAGACGAUGGCGGCGGGGGGAGCGGGCCCGGCUGUGGCCGGCGGGGGCGGGGGGCGGCGAUGGGGGUGCGGUUGGGGGGCUUCUCCCCCGCACCCCCCUUCUGGGAGGAGGCGCCGGGCGGGCGCUGGCGGGCGGUGCUGGCGCGGCAGGAGCGGGCGGCGUCGUUGCUGGGGGCGGGGGGCGGCAGGGCCGGCGGCCAGGGCCUACGCCCAGGCCCUGCGAGCGGCGGUGGCGGCCGGGGGGGCCCCGCCAUUGCCCCCUGCCCUGGCACGGCCCAAGGCGGAGCUGCACGCCGGGCUGGCCCUCUGCCAGCUGCGGCUGGGGCUGCCGGCAGCGGCGGCCGCCAACGCCGGCAAAGCACUGGCCCUUCGGCCGGGGCACCUGGAGGCCCGGUUCCGGCGAGCGCUGGCGGCGGCGGCCAUGAGCGACCUGGAGGCGGCGGCCGCCGACCUGGCGCUGGUGCUGCGGGAGGAGCCCGGCCACGCCGGGGCACGCCGGGAGCUGCGCCGGGUGCGGGGGGCCGCCCGGGAGAGGGACGCCCGCCUGGCACGACGCCUCGGUCGGCUCUUCGCCUGAGGGGGGGGGUGUUAACGAGGGGCGCUUCGUCUGGGGUGGGGGCGGUCUGUCUGGGGGGCUGGGGAUGCCCCCUUGAUAAUAAACCGGAUUGUUGAUGA
Molecule: messenger RNA, 1933 nt
Organism: Harpia harpyja (harpy eagle)
Lineage: Eukaryota; Metazoa; Chordata; Aves; Accipitriformes; Accipitridae
Gene: FKBPL
Product: FKBP prolyl isomerase like
Exons: 2
Coding region: 159-1835 (558 amino acids)
Molecular function (GO): protein binding
Source: RefSeq, a predicted model, not a curated record